AGAGGUAAAGUCACUGCACUUUUAAUAUCAUUUGUAUUACUAUAAAUUGUUCUGAAGAGCUGAGCCACCCUGGAGAGAGAGUAUUUUAUUUAAUGAAGGUUUGACUGCACACAAUACAUAACUUCCAUGGCGCACAGACAAGGAAAUCAUAUGAAGAAACUUCAAACAUGUAUUUUUUUACUAUUGGUCAUAGAAUUUGCAGUUGGACAUAGCAGUGUCAAAAACAAAGCGGAUUGUGCUAAAAAUGAAUUCUGGUAUGGAGAUGGGACCUGCUGUGACAAAUGUGAUCCAGGGUAUAAGUUAGUAAAGAAAUGCUCCAGUGGAGUGAAGUCUACAUGUGAGAAAUGUACAGAAGGGACCUACCAAGACAAGAUGAACUAUUUCCCAAACUGCUUCAGAUGCCAGAAAUGCAUCAAGCAUAGUAGACCUCAUGCAGUGGAGAUUUCAUCAUGUACGGCCCAAAGUAACACAGUUUGUGGAUGUCAGCAUGGGUACCGCAAGAGAUUUCUUGAUAGCUUUACAUGGGAUUGUGUCCCCUCUAAGAGGAUGAAACACUAACGUGCAUUUACAUUUAAGCACACUUUUAUCCAAAGUGAAAAUGACAGUAUUAACCAAUACAGUAUUAACCAAAAGUGAUGUCCAGAUUUGGACCCUUAAUAUGUCUUUGCUUAUUAAAAAUGCAUUAAUAUGUUUGCACAAUUGUUCAGUGUAAACUAAUAUUUUAAAGAGGUUUGGAGAAAAUCAAUACAUAUUAGCGCACCUUGUGAUUCAAUGCCCAGCAGAAAAAGUAGAAAAUAUCCCCACAAGAGAGGAUCAACAAAUGAUCAAAUUAUGUAUCCUUUACUGUGAGCAUUUUUGUCUAUUCAGAUAAAACCCACAUUCUCUUAUAUGCUGUAGUUUGACCUUUUUGGCAAAUAAAUUUGGCCAAUAUUCCAACAAUUUUUGUGUUUUGUAGCUAUAUCUAUACCUCAUAUUUUAAAUCUAUUGUACAAAUAUGUAUUGUAAAAGACAUUAUAGACCAAUUUCAAAUCUACGAUAUAUAAAAUCUACGUUUUAUAUUGUGCCCUUGUGUAAAGCUGCUAUGCAAUAGUGUAAACUGUGAAAAGUACUAUACAAAUAAACGUGAAUUGAAUUGAAAUAUAUUUAUUUUUAAGGUAGUUGUUCAUUUGUGUACAACAAAAUAUUUGCAGAAUUGUUUUAUAACAUCUGUAACAUUUAAAAAUGACUUAAUAAAAAUGAAAGAAAAUAUUUAAGUGUCUGCUUUUCCUGCAAUACCAAUGAACAUUAUGA
Molecule: messenger RNA, 1290 nt
Organism: Triplophysa rosa
Lineage: Eukaryota; Metazoa; Chordata; Actinopteri; Cypriniformes; Nemacheilidae
Product: tumor necrosis factor receptor superfamily member 1A-like
Exons: 5
Coding region: 127-558 (143 amino acids)
Biological process (GO): inflammatory response
Cellular component (GO): mitochondrion; membrane raft; signaling receptor complex
Molecular function (GO): tumor necrosis factor receptor activity; tumor necrosis factor binding
Source: RefSeq, a predicted model, not a curated record